GGGGGAGAAAGGUAGUUCGGUCUGCAGAUGGUGCACGGGUGACUGUGCCGAGCGCUCGUAGAGGCGGCUUUUUCCUUUUUCUUUGUGGUAGUGGGGAAGGAAGAGGACUGGAGAGUGUUUGUUGCCCUGCCAAGGGUAGCUUUAAGGUGUCGUCUUCUUCCUUUCUCCUGUGAAAGAGAAGCACUGGAUAGCAUUUCCCGUUAUUUAGCAACACCAGGUCUUCACCCUCACCAUGUCAAGGAGUGUUAAUGAUGUGUUCCCUCUCCAUUGCAUUCCCCACCUGUCAUCUUGCUAGGAUCUGACUACAGAAUGAACAUAGCAGCUGUGUUUAAUGCCCUGCUCGUGUCUGUCCUCGCUGCUGUGCUGUGGAAAUACAUCAAACUGCGAGAGCAUGCCUUCAUGGUUGAGGAGGAGUUGGUCCUCACGCGUCAAUCUCAGGAACUCUCUCAGGUUCAGAUUGACUACCACGCAGCUCUCCAGGCACUGGUGGAGGACGGUACCAGGAUGGUGUGCACUGGCAGGAUGCACACUGACCGCAUCUGCCGCUUUGAGUCCCUCUGCUACUCUACCGAGGCUGAGGAGUUUGUCUACUUUCACAGCAACUCCUCAGUCAUGCUGCCCAACCUGGGCUCCCGCAGGUUCCAGCCGGCACUGCUCGACCUCUCCUCAGUGGAAGAUCACAACACCCAGUACUUCAACUUUGUGGAGCUGCCAGCUGCUGCACUGAAAUUUAUGCCAAAGCCGGUCUUCGUGCCUGAUGUGGCGCUGAUCGCUAACAGGUUCAACCCAGACAACCUGAUGCACGUCUUUCAUGACGACCUCCUCCCCAUUUAUUACACCAUGCAGCAGUUCUCUGAUUUAGAUCUGGAGGCACGACUCUUCUUCAUGGAAGGGUGGAGUGAGGGUGUUCACUUUGACCUCUACAAGUUACUGAGUAACAAGCAGCCGCUCCUCAGGGAGCAGCUUAAAACCCUGGGCAGGCUCCUCUGCUUUACCAAAUCGUACGUGGGACUGUCCAAAAUCACCACCUGGUACCAGUAUGGAUUUGUCCAGCCACAAGGGCCGAAGGCUAACAUCUUGGUUUCUGGGAACGAGAUCAGGCAUUUCACCAAAUUCAUGAUGCAGAAGCUGAACGUCAGCUUGGAGGAAAGCUCCAGUGAGGAGUACAUUGUAGUGUUCAGUCGAACAAUCAACAGACUCAUCCUAAAUGAGGCAGAACUAAUCCUAGCUCUCGCUCAGGAGUUUCAGAUGAAAACCAUUACCGUCUCUCUGGAGGAGCAUUCAUUUUCUGACAUCGUCCGGUUGAUCAGCAAUGCGUCCAUGCUGGUCAGCAUGCAUGGGGCCCAAUUAGUCAUGUCUCUCUUCCUGCCAAGAGGUGCCACGGUGGUGGAGCUCUUUCCUUAUGCUAUCAACCCUGAACACUAUACCCCUUACAAAACCCUGGCCACCCUUCCUGGCAUGGACCUGCAGUACGUUGCCUGGCAGAACACCGACAGGGAAGACACAGUCACCUACCCGGACAGGCCUUGGGAUCAGGGCGGGAUUGCUCAUCUGGACAAAGCUGAGCAAGAGCGCAUCAUUAAGAGCACAGAGGUGCCGCGGCACCUCUGCUGCCGCAACCCCGAGUGGCUGUUCCGUGCCUACCAGGACACGAAGGUAAACAUCCCUUCGCUCAUCCACGUGAUCAGGCAGACUGUGAAGUCUAAGCCCGGACCCAAGAAGCAGAAAUGGUCUGGUAGCCUCUACCCUGGCAAAGUGAGGGAUGCCAAGUGUCAAGCCUCUGUCCAGGGCACGAGCGAAGCUAAACUUGCCGUGUCCUGGCAGAUCCCCUGGAACCUGAAAUAUCUCAAGGUCAGAGAAGUGAAAUAUGAAGUGUGGAUACAAGAGCAAGGGGAAAACACUUACAUGCCUUAUAUAUUGUCCCAUCAGAAUCACACCUUCUCAGAAAACAUUAAGCCCUUCACAAUAUACCUGGUGUGGAUACGCUGCAUCUUCAACAAAAAUCUCCUGGGACCUUUUGCAGAUGUGCUCUUAUGUAGUACAUAA
Messenger RNA from Leptosomus discolor (cuckoo roller), 2046 nucleotides. Lineage: Eukaryota; Metazoa; Chordata; Aves; Leptosomiformes; Leptosomidae. The record is from RefSeq and is a predicted model, not a curated record.